Messenger RNA from Eruca vesicaria subsp. sativa (arugula), 1572 nucleotides. NCBI's taxonomy places the organism in Eukaryota, Viridiplantae, Streptophyta, Magnoliopsida, Brassicales, Brassicaceae. The record is from the annotation of a GenBank genome assembly.
AUGGAGAUUGAUUCCGUCGCAGAUGGGUCGUGCUCCAAGGAGAAUCAAAUUAUCUACAAGGACUGGUUCGAAUUCGCCGAUUCAGCAGACUGCGAUGGACGCAUUACUGGUAACGAUGCGAUCAAGUUCUUCACCAUGUCCAAUUUGCCUCGGCUCGAGUUGAAGCAGGUGUGGGCGAUUGCAGAUGCUAAGAGACAAGGCUAUCUUGGUUUCAAUGAGUUUAUCGUUGCUAUGCAGCUUGUUUCUUUGGCUCAAACUGGACAUGAAAUAUCUCAUCAAUUUAUUGUUUUGUUUCUAAUAAUAUUUCUGGCUAUAAUUGCUGUUGAUUUCAAGAAUCUGAAGCCUCCUGUUAUGGACGGUCUCGAUGUAUUAUUGGUGAAGAAGAAGCAUUCAUCAAAAUCGAGUGAUUCUAAUUCGAAUGGUAGUCCUGUUGCAGAUGCAUCACUUACAGCUCAUUGGUUCUCUUCCAAAUCUUCUAAAAAGACGAACAGUGAUUUCGACGCCAAACCUAUAGUAAUGCUCCUGGGCCAGUACUCCACAGGAAAAACAACAUUCAUUAAGCAUAUGCUUAAAUCUAAUUAUCCAGGCAGGUUAUCCAUUUUAUCAUCUCAUAUUGGACCAGAACCAACGACUGACAGAUUUGUUGUCGUCAUGUCUGGACCUGAUGAAAGAAGUAUCCCUGGGAACACAGUCGCGGUUCAAGCAGAUAUGCCAUUCAGUGGUCUUACAACUUUUGGGACUGCCUUUUUGUCAAAGUUUGAAUGUUCUCAGAUGCCUCACCCUCUGCUGGAGCACAUAACAUUUGUCGACACUCCUGGAGUUUUAUCAGGGGAGAAGCAACAGACUCAACGAGCAUAUGAAUUCACUGGUGUUACAUCAUGGUUUGCCUCGAAGUGCGAUCUCAUCCUCCUCCUGCUCGAUCCACACAAGCUGGAUGUAAGCGAUGAGUUCAAGCGGGUGAUUUCAUCUUUACGUGGUCAUGAUGAUAAGAUUCGCGUUGUUCUCAAUAAGGCUGACCAAAUUGACACUCAACAGCUAAUGAGAGUGUAUGGAGCUCUCAUGUGGUCACUUGGGAAAGUUCUCAAUACUCCUGAAGUUGUCCGUGUCUACAUUGGCUCCUUCAGUGAUAAACCCAUCAACGAAGCUGCGACUGGUCCAACUGGGAGAGAAUUGUUUGAAAUGGAGCAAGAGGACCUUCUCUCUGAUUUGAAAGACAUUCCAAAGAAAGCUUGUGAUCGUCGAAUAAAUGAGUUUGUGAAACGGGCAAGAGCUGCAAAGAUACAUGCGUACAUCAUCAGCCAUUUGAAGAAAGAGAUGCCAGCCAUAAUGGGAAAAGCCAAAGCUCAACAGAAGCUGAUGGAUAACUUGGAAGACGUCUUUGGAAAGGUACAGAGAGAGCAUCAUUUACCAAAAGGAGAUUUUCCAAACGUGGACCAUUUUAGGGAGGUGCUAAGUGGUUACAACAUCGACAAGUUUGAGAAGCUAAAGCCAAAGAUGUUGCAGACUGUUGAUGAUAUGUUGGGGUAUGACAUUCCAAAUCUCUUGAAAAACUUCAAAAACCCCUAUGAUUAA